Enhydra lutris kenyoni (northern sea otter) is the source of this 1538-nucleotide messenger RNA. RefSeq names its product Fas associated via death domain. Bases 64 to 720 code for a protein of 218 amino acids. The transcript is spliced from 2 exons. Gene Ontology annotation, molecular function: protein binding. Lineage: Eukaryota; Metazoa; Chordata; Mammalia; Carnivora; Mustelidae. The record is from RefSeq and is a predicted model, not a curated record. Gene Ontology annotation, biological process: signal transduction; regulation of apoptotic process.
UGACGCGGAGACCCGGCAGCGGGGAGGCGGGUGGGGCGGAGCGGGGCUCGGGCGGCCGCCGCCAUGGACCCGUUCCUGGUGCUACUGCACUCGGUGUCCACCGGCCUGUCGGACGACGAGCUGACCGAGCUCAAGUUCCUGUGCCGGGGCCGCGUGGGCAAGCGGAAGCUGGAGAGCGUGCGCUGCGGCCUGGACCUGUUCGCGGUGCUGCUCGAGCAGAACGAGCUGGACGCCGAGCACACGGAGCUGCUGCGCGAGCUGCUUGUGUCGCUGCGGCGCCAGGACCUGCUGCAGCGCCUGGACGGCUUCGAGGCGGGCGCGGCGGGCAGGGCCCCGCCGGAGGAGCGAGACCUGCGUGCAGCAUUUGACAUCGUCUGUGAUAACGUGGGGAGGGACUGGAGAAGACUGGCCCGGCACCUUAAAGUGACAGACGCCAAGAUCGAUGCCAUCGAGGAGAAGUAUCCCCGCAACCUGACCGAGCAGGUGAGGGAGUCGCUGAGAGUCUGGAAGAGCGCCGAGAGGGAGGACGCGACAGUGUCCCACCUGGUGAGGGCGCUUAGGGCCUGCCAGCUGAACCUGGUGGCCGACCUCGUCCUGGAGGAUCAGCAGGCCCGGGAGAAUGAGAGCGAGACUGCGAGCAGUGGAGGUGGGGACAAGAGCCCCGCCGAGUCUCUGACGUCCUGGGAUUUGAAUGGGCCUGCCUUGGGGGGCCCCUGGUGACCCAGCUGCUCUUCUCCAGGGGCCCGAGGGCAUCCACGCAGCCCGAACUUGGGUCCCCCCCCCACCACCAAAGUUGACCAAGUGCCUUCCACGCGCCUGUGCUAUGAUGACCUAGCAGGGCACCAGGACAAGGGACCCCGGCGCUCGAGCCACAGCUGGCUUCACGGAGUGGUGCCCGGGGGGUUCAGCCGCCGUGCAGAUGCUUUCAUUCGUGCCUCAGGAUCGCCCUUGAGAGGGAGGGUCUGUUGUCCCAUGAGAUGAGCCCUGUUCGAGGAAGUUUUGGAUCCAUGCCCAGCAGGUAGAAGGAACGUCAACGUCAGUGGUGCUCAGUGCUGUUACUCAGCAGGUGGGGACCGUGUGCAGUCCGUGGCUAGACAAAGUCCGUAGCAGUGGGAGAGCCGGGGGUGGAACCAAGGCUGUCGGGCUCCAGAGCCCACACGGUGACCACUGGGUCACUCUGUUGCUGCCACAGUUGGCCACAGGCUUUGAGGCCAUUGGCUAGACCCAUACACCAGGGCAGGCGGUGUGGAGGUCCCUGGUGGGGUAAUGGCCCUUGAGGGUGUCCGGGGGCGGGGGGGGGGGGGAGGAUAGUAAUACUCGUGAGAACGGCCUGCGAUAGGAUCGUCCAGUGUUCGGGCGGUGGAUGCCCUCGGUGCUUCACCAGCGGGAGUUCUCAGAAAUACUAUGACUUCUGUGAUGCCACAGUUUACUGUUUUGUAUCAAAAUCACUAUUCUGAUAACAGGAUCCUGUAAUCUUAAAAAGUGGUCUUUCUGCUUUUAUGGUAAUCCUAUUAAAGCUUAUUCUUUUACAGUGGAAA